UCAUAGAAGGAACCUUCAGACACAGACAUGCGGAUGUUAUUUGGUAGAAAACAGCCGACCACGUGUUUUAAUGAAAUAAACAAAUUUUCGCGUCCGCUUUAGACAUUAACACCAACACCUCUGGACUAUUUAUUUUUCAUUCAACAUGUGCAGUAAUUAUCCCACGCCGCUUUACUCCCACGCUGGACGCGGAAGCUUCCAGGAUGUGUACGAGCCUGCAGAGGACUCCUUUCUGCUGAUUGAUGCCCUGGAGAAAGAUGCAGAGAGGCUGCUGCACAUGAGCCCCUGCGUGUGUUUGGAGGUGGGCUGCGGGUCUGGGGUCGUCUCUGCAUUCCUUGCAUCAGUGGUUGGACCUUCAGCUCUCUACCUAUGUACUGAUGUGAAUCUAGCUGCAGCGCAGUGCACAGCCACAACCGCUUCCUGUAACCGGAUCUCACUGCAGCCCGUCAUCACAGACCUGGUGGACAGUCUCCUGCCUCGGCUGUGUGGGAAGGUGGACGUCCUCCUCUUUAACCCUCCGUAUGUGGUCACUCCUUCAGAAGAGGUGGGCAGCAGAGGUAUAGAGGCUGCCUGGGCCGGCGGGGAACGAGGCAGAGAGGUCACCGACAGAUUUCUUCCUCUGGUUGCUCAGCUGCUCUCCACUAAAGGCCUGUUUUACCUCAUCACCAUAGCUGAGAACAAUCCAGAGGAAAUCAUCGGGUUAUUAGGCCAAUGUGGACUGGAAGGAGGAGCCUGCUUGUCUACCAGAGCUGGAAAUGAAAGGCUGUCUGUCCUGCGCUUCCAUAGAAACCAGCUGACCUGUUUCACCACAGAGUCCUGAGAAAGGUAGG
Messenger RNA from Cyprinodon tularosa, 830 nucleotides. It is a transcript of the gene hemk2, whose product is annotated as N-6 adenine-specific DNA methyltransferase 1. The coding region runs from base 146 to 820 and encodes 224 amino acids. Gene Ontology annotation, cellular component: eRF1 methyltransferase complex. Gene Ontology annotation, molecular function: nucleic acid binding; protein methyltransferase activity; S-adenosylmethionine-dependent methyltransferase activity. The transcript is spliced from 6 exons. Lineage: Eukaryota; Metazoa; Chordata; Actinopteri; Cyprinodontiformes; Cyprinodontidae. The record is from RefSeq and is a predicted model, not a curated record. Gene Ontology annotation, biological process: methylation.